AUAUACGAAAGGUAAACAGACCCAAAGAAAAUGUUCGCCAGAAGUGUUUUCUUUGCCGCAACAAUUUUCGCGAUCGUCAACAAAUCAACUCAGUUCCAAGAUGAAUUUCACGAAGAACUAUUCCUCAAGCCACUCCCAACCGGUCACAUUAACAGUUACUUUCAAUUUUCAACGGAAUGGUCAUUAAACCGUGGAGAGAGCCUUCAACACACGAAUUUGGUGUCACGGUCUAUUGCUGAAAUAUUCCACCACUACCACAUCAAAGAAUUGCAUAUCAGUUUGACCAAUGGACUUUGGCGAUACGAAAAUUGGGGUUAUCCAGUUGUUCCCGGUGCACCGGGUGCUGAGGUUUGGGCGUGGUUUGAUGGCAGCUUAAAUAAAACCGACGUUGACGAAGAGUGGAAGAAUCUUUGUGGCACGCUGUCUGGACUGCUAUGUGCAUCGCUAAGCUUCAUCGACAAUUCCAACACGUUGAAUCCGAAAUUUUCAUUUCGUCCUCAAUUUGCCGAUGGACUGAAAGAGCCGGACAGUAAAUCCAUUCGGUAUGCAACGCUGCCUAGAGAAAUCGUUUGUACGGAGAAUUUGACGCCAUGGAAAAAGUUAUUGCCCUGCAGCAAUCGAGACGGCUUAGCCAGCCUGUUGAAUUCUGGUUUCAUUCACAGCACAAACUACCAUUCGUUGGGCUUGCAUAUCAGGACGCUGUCCCAGUCGGGCAGUUUCUAUAAAAUGCAAGUGAAACAAACGGUCAAUUUGGUGUUUGACAAGAAAAUUGUCAGUCAUAAUGCGGAUUGGUCGAUGCGACGAAUGUUUGGUCAAGGACUGAUCAGUGGAUGUUUCCUGUCGAAAACGAGCAAAGUUUAUUUGGAUGUAACGAAUCAGGACUUUGACAUCACUCCAAAUCCAACGCGACUGCUAACCUCUCAACGCGGUGGAUCAAUCACGAAAAUUGCCGAAUUCGACUUGAAACUGAGACAUCGAAACGAUGCAUCGUUUAACAUUGCAGCCAUUGCGCGAGAGAAAAACUCCAAGGUUGUGAACAUUAUCUCACCACCACCGCUGUUCGCCAAACGAUUUCUGUUGGGAGUGGGUCAGGAGCACGGCAAAAUUGUGACCAAAGUAACGAACACGCAUUGGGCCGGCUUGCAGGUGGUUUUCCAAGAGAACAUUCCAUGGUUUGUGCCAAUUUAUUUGCAUUCAUUGAAAAUCAGUCACGGCGCCACCACAAUCGAACCGUCUGUAAUACAUUAUGUGCCCGGCAUACGACGUGAACGAGCCUAUGAACUGGAAAUUGCAUUUACCAUUCCCGCUAAGUCGACGGUCGAAAUUUCAAUUGAUUUCGACUACAUUUUCUUGAAAUGGUUGGAAUAUCCACCGGACGCUAACCACGGUCAUUAUUUGGGAUCGGCCGUUUUGUCCGUGCAAUUGCCGGUGGCACGGAAUUACACCGGUGUACCAGUGGAUCGAUUCCUGUUCGCCGACAGUUUCAAUGCGUCGCGACCAGCAUAUUUUGUUCAAAUUCGAACGGAAGCUUUGCUGAUAUCGUUACCAACACCCGAUUUCAGUAUGCCGUACAAUGUGAUUUGUUUGACCUGUACCGUUGUUGCCUUGGCCUUUGGACCAAUUCACAACAUUUCAACCAAAAAAAUUGUGAUUCGAGAUAAGCAAGGCAAAAAGACGCUCGUGGAGAAGAUCAAACAAUUUUUUGUAAAAACCAAAAAGACACCAAAUACUACGACUGAGCCUACCGAUCAAUGUGGCGAACCCACUGCCGAGCCUGUCGAUCAAUGUAACGAAAAGACCGAAUAAAUUUUCAGAAUUUGUUUUUAUUCA
Messenger RNA from Bradysia coprophila, 1830 nucleotides. RefSeq names its product phosphatidylinositol glycan anchor biosynthesis class T (gene PIG-T). Gene Ontology annotation, biological process: attachment of GPI anchor to protein. Lineage: Eukaryota; Metazoa; Arthropoda; Insecta; Diptera; Sciaridae. Gene Ontology annotation, cellular component: GPI-anchor transamidase complex. The record is from RefSeq and is a predicted model, not a curated record.